AUGGCAGAGUUACGUUGGUUAGGCCACGCUGGCUUCAGACUUGCAUUCCCAGACCCAAAAGAUGCCUCAGUCACAAGAGUCAUUUACUUCGAUCCAUGGAUGCAAAACCCCAAACUUCCAGAGGACUUAUAAGGAACAAUUCCAACUGAUGCUGACCUAGUCUUGGUAUCUCAUGGUCAUUUUGACCAUGCUGGUAGCGCCCCAGAUCUUAUUAAAGCAUCUUAAAAAGAGGGAGUUAAGGUUGUAGCAAAUUAUGAAAUUUUCAACUUCUAUAAGAAAUUCCACAAUCUAACUGAUGAUCAAGCUGCUGGUAUGAACAAAGGUGGCUAAUUAGAUUUUGGAUUCUGUACAGUCCAAAUGGUGAGUGCUGAUCACUCAUCAGGGUGCAUGGCUCCAGAUCAAAAUAUGCAUGUUGGAGGAGAGCCUGCAGGUUUCGUAGUCAGCUCCCACGACUUCGCUAUUUAUCAUGCUGGUGACACCAAUGUUUUCACAGAUAUGGACAUAAUCAAUUAUUUAUACAGACCCACUCAUCUCUUACUUCCUAUCGGUGGUCACUUCACAAUGGGUCCAAGAGAAGCUGCUUAUGCUGUUUGCAAAUUCCUUGUUCAUGCUAAGGUUGUUGUUCCUAUGCAUUUCUAAACUUUCCCACUUCUCAAAGGUACCGUUGAAGACUUCCUUAAAGAAGCUGAGAAAUUUGCUCAUGAAUUCAGCAGGGCUCCAUUCAAAACAGUAGACCCACAUUCUCUUCUACAAGCUGGCCAAGCUCUUCCAUGA
Stylonychia lemnae is the source of this 774-nucleotide messenger RNA. The record is from the annotation of a GenBank genome assembly. NCBI's taxonomy places the organism in Eukaryota, Ciliophora, Spirotrichea, Sporadotrichida, Oxytrichidae.